AUGUACAUGGAUCCUUUGUAUCCCCACAAUCAGUUGAUUUUGGGAGAUGGGGCAAAAAUAGAAGGCGUUUCAACCCCAGUUGAAUUUUUCAAUGGCCUUUACUUUUUAACACUAGAUGGCAUUAGCGUGGGAGACAAGCAACUUGAUAUUGAUCCCCAGACAUUCAGAAGAACAGCAUCAGGCAAUGGUGGAGUCAUAAUUGACUCUAGAGCAACAUUAACUUACCUAGCCAGAGGUGGGUUCGAGCCACUUAGAGCUGAAGUGCAAAGAUUGGCAGAUGGGUUGCUACAACCUGUGGAAAUGCCUGGCUUAAAGGUCCCCUGCUACAAUGGUGUUAUUGAGCGUGAUCUUGUGGGGUUUCCAUGGGUGGUUUUUCACUUUGCAGGGGGGGUUGAGUUGGGGUUGGACACAGAAAGCAUGUUCGUGGAGAUUACUUCAAAUCAAUUUUGUAUGGCUGUGAUGCCGAGUGAGGGAGGAGUUGAGUAUUAUUGGAGUAUUGGCUCAGCAGAAGUAUAA
Molecule: messenger RNA, 516 nt
Organism: Corylus avellana
Lineage: Eukaryota; Viridiplantae; Streptophyta; Magnoliopsida; Fagales; Betulaceae
Source: RefSeq, a predicted model, not a curated record